Molecule: messenger RNA, 1221 nt
Organism: Naumovozyma castellii
Lineage: Eukaryota; Fungi; Ascomycota; Saccharomycetes; Saccharomycetales; Saccharomycetaceae
Gene: CDC11
Product: septin CDC11
Exons: 1
Coding region: 1-1221 (406 amino acids)
Source: RefSeq, a predicted model, not a curated record
AUGUCAGGUAUCAUCGAAGCAUCAUCUGCGUUAAGAAAGAGAAAACAUUUGAAGAGGGGUAUCAACUUCACCGUGAUGGUGGUAGGCCAAUCCGGAUGUGGUAGAUCAACUUUCAUCAACACGCUAUGUGGACAACAAGUUGUUGAUGUUUCCACGACAGUUUUGUUACCCACAGACACUUCCACCGAGAUUCAACUGCAACUGAGAGAGGAGACCGUGGAAUUGGAAGAUGAUGAAGGUGUGAAGAUUCAAUUGAAUAUUGUUGACACGCCUGGAUUUGGUGAUUCGUUGGAUAACACGUCGUCAUUUGAAAUUAUAUCGGAUUACAUUCGUCAUCAAUAUGAUGAGAUUUUAUUGGAAGAGAGUCGAGUGAGGAGAAACCCAAGAUUUAAGGAUGGGAGAGUUCAUUGUUGUUUGUAUUUGAUCAAUCCCACGGGCCAUGGGUUAAAGGAAAUGGACGUUGAAUUUAUCAAGCAAUUGGGUCCACUAGUUAACAUUUUCCCCGUUAUUAGUAAAUCUGAUUCAUUGACCCCAGAUGAAUUGAAAUUGAAUAAGAAAUUGAUUAUGGAGGAUAUAGAUAGGUUUAACUUACCCAUUUAUAACUUCCCCUUUGAUGAAGAUGAAAUCAGUAACGAAGAUUAUGAAACAAACAUGUAUUUGAAAUCGUUAUUGCCCUUCUCCAUUAUUGGGUCCAAUGAAGUCUAUGAUAUGGGUAAUGAUUUGGCCAUUCGUGGGAGGAAGUAUCCAUGGGGGAUGAUAGAUGUUGAAGAUGCUAACGUAUCAGAUUUUGUCAUUUUAAGAAAUGCACUUUUGAUUUCACACUUACAUGAUUUGAAAGAUUAUACACAUGAAAUAUUAUACGAACGUUAUAGAACGGAGGCACUAUCUGGAGAAUCUGCUCCAUUUGGUAGAUCUGCUGUGGGAACUCCUCAGACACGUGAUACUCCACAAAUGGGUGGACCAUCUGCGGGCAUGAACACAUCGCAGAUCGUAGGGACACCAGAUGCAGAAGCAAUGGGAUCAUCUCAAGAUACAUAUUUGGCUCGUGAAGAACAAAUAAGGUUAGAAGAGGAAAGAUUGAAGGCGUUCGAGGAAAGGGUCCAACAAGAGUUAUUGUUGAAGAGAAAAGAACUGUUGCAGAGAGAGCAAGAAUUGAGAGAAAUUGAGGAGAGAUUAGAACAAGAGGCCCAAUCGAAGGAACAAGCGUCACAGGAGAUUUAA